AACAUUAUUAACGUGGAACAUUACUCGACUUGUGACUCGACUGACAAAACUCAUGGCAGUGCGACACAUCAACAUGGCCCAUCGGCAGCAGCAGCCUCCGAUCGUGCUGUAUGACCCUGAAGCCAUCGAGCAACGGUCCUAUUCACCCACGACGAUUCGUUCGAACGAGAGCCCACAGCCUUAUCCAUGUGGGCACCAUCACACGGCUCAGACGCUCGACGUGGAUUUCCGCGUAGCAGCCACCGCGCCAUCGUUCGCUGGUGCGCGUCGUCGACGCCUCCCUGGUCUAAGUGGCAUCCAAGGCCCCAAGAGUCCGUCCAUGCGUAUCCUUCUCGGCAGUCUGCUGGGCCUGGUGCUCGGUAUCCUGCUCUCCUUUCUCUACGAAUCCCUCAAUAAACCGCCGUGGAUGGCCAGUGUGAGCAAGUGGAUCCAACAGCCAGGUCACCUCUUCAUUCGAGCGCUGAACUGCGCCAUCAUUCCCAUGGUGCUCGCCAACACGGCGGCCUCCGUGGCCGACGCCGUUCUCUCUGGUCGUGUGCGCCAACUGCUCGGGUGGCGCACCAUGGGGUUGUUCUUCCUGUCGUCGGUGUGCUCGGGCAUCGCCGGCGCCGUGGCGGUGCUUUUGUUUCAAGCGGCGCUGAUUCCAUCUGCCAUGCCCAUCCCCGCAAAGUCUCAAAAGGUUCUCGGGUCUGUCGUGUUUGGUUGUGGCAACGCUACCGCCCGGGCCAUCAACGACUCUACGUUGUUUGCAUGGGCAGGGAACAUGUCGUUUUGUUCGUUCGUGUCGACGUCUGCAGCAGCAGCUAGCUUGGUCACGUUGGAGACACCGGUCAACUCGUCCGACUACUUUGUCUUGAAUAAGCCAGUCCUCCAAUCGCGAAGCCUGACGGACCACGUCAUGGUCGUCGUGGAGCAGCUCGUCACAGACAACAUCUUGGACGCCAUGGCCAAGGGCAACCUGCUCAGCGUGAUCAUGGUGGCCAUCCCCAUUGGAAUCGCCACCGCCGCCGCUGCCAACGCACUGCCACAUAGCCCCCUCGGGCACUCGCUGGACGAGUUUUUGAGGUGUGUGCGCGACGCGUUCUUCCUCCUCUUGGGCUGGGUUGUAGACUUGACGCCAUUUGCGAUGGUGAGCAUCAUCGCGUCGGCCAUUCUCGACUCGACGAUGAUGUCUGCCAGGAUCGACGUCGAGUCGAGCCAACUCUCGUCGUUCUUUCAAGACGCGGUAAAGUUGGUCGUGCCGCUCGCGCUGGCGGCUAGCACACACAUGUUUGUCGUGUUGCCUGUGAUGUUUUACCUGUUUGUGCACGCAAAUCCGUUUGCAUACAUGAAAGCGAUGGCGCCAGUGUACGUGUUUGCAGCCGGCGCGUCGAGCUCGAUGGCGACGUUGCCCAUCGCGAUCUCCACUAUGAUUGCCACCAAGCAAGUACCCAAGAUCGUGCCCGAGUUUGUGUUUCCCAUUGCGACCGUGGUCAACAUGAAUGCGUCGGGUAUCUACAUGGCCAUGCACGUGGCUUUCAUCGCGUACAUAGAGAACUACGUACUCAACGUCGCCGAGAUAGCCAUCUUGCUGCUCGUGUCGCUCCUGUCAUCUGUGGGGACCCCUCCAAUCCCGAACGGCGGACUCAUUAUGAUCCUCACGAUCUGGAACACGGUGCUUCAACGCCCCCACGACGUCCUCCCGCCUGCGUUCAAGGUGGUCGUCGCGUGCGACUACCUCACCGACCGCAUCGCGACCUUGCUGAAUGUCCACGGCAACGUCAUCAUCACACGUAUCAUUGCCGAAGAUGUGGAUGCUACCGUCCUGGAAACAAGGCAGCCGAGUCGACACCAGGAAGAAGACGGGGAUAGCUCCACUGACUGACAGAAGAUCAGCGUUGUAUGUUUGUAAAGUAUGUAGUUGUACAGUACUUAAUCUAUAAUGAGUUCCGGUAGCAAGCGUGUG
Aphanomyces astaci is the source of this 1945-nucleotide messenger RNA. RefSeq lists its product as hypothetical. Gene Ontology annotation, molecular function: symporter activity. Gene Ontology annotation, cellular component: membrane. Bases 53 to 1864 code for a protein of 603 amino acids. The transcript has a single exon. Lineage: Eukaryota; Oomycota; Saprolegniomycetes; Saprolegniales; Verrucalvaceae. The record is from RefSeq and is a predicted model, not a curated record.